AUGGAAGCAAAAAGAGCGUUUGGAAGUCGUUUCCAGUCGCCGAGGUGUCUGGCGGCGGCGGCGCCCGCUGGGAAGUCCAAGUUAACCCACCCGGGAAAGGCGAUCCUUGCAGGUGGUAUUGCUGGUGGCAUCGAGAUUUGCAUCACCUUCCCCACCGAGUAUGUAAAGACCCAAUUACAGCUGGAUGAAAAAGCCAACCCGCCAAAAUACAGAGGGAUAGGUGACUGCGUGAAGCAGACAGUUCAGAGUCACGGCGUCAAGGGACUCUACAGAGGACUCAGCUCACUGCUGUAUGGAUCAAUUCCCAAAUCUGCCGUCAGGUUUGGAGUGUUUGAGUUCCUCAGUAACCAUGCAAAGGACGAGUCGGGUCGAUUGGACAGCACACGAGGUCUGCUGUGCGGUCUCGGUGCGGGUGUAAUGGAGGCCGUGUUAGUUGUUUGUCCCAUGGAAACUAUCAAGGUUAAAUUCAUCCACGACCAGACUUCAGCAAAACCCAAAUACAGAGGGUUCUACCAUGGAGUCCGAGAGAUUGUAAGGGCUCAAGGUUUGAGAGGGACUUACCAGGGUCUCACUGCCACCGUGCUCAAACAAGGCUCCAACCAGGCCAUUCGCUUUUAUGUAAUGACCUCGCUCAAGAACUGGUACAAAGGUGACGAUGCCAACAAAUCUAUCAAUCCAGUAGUGACUGGAGCUUUCGGAGCAAUUGCCGGAGCUGCCAGCGUGUUUGGAAACACUCCCCUAGAUGUAAUUAAGACAAGAAUGCAGGGCCUGGAAGCACAUAAGUAUAAGAGCACUCUGGACUGUGCGGUGAAGAUCCUGCGACACGAGGGGUUGGCAGCUUUCUACAAGGGGACCGUUCCUCGUCUGGGUCGUGUAUGUCUGGAUGUGGCCAUAGUGUUCAUCAUUUACGAGGAAGUGGUCAAGGUUCUGAACAAAGUUUGGAAGACGGCGUAA
Nerophis lumbriciformis (worm pipefish) is the source of this 954-nucleotide messenger RNA. Lineage: Eukaryota; Metazoa; Chordata; Actinopteri; Syngnathiformes; Syngnathidae. The record is from RefSeq and is a predicted model, not a curated record.